AUGGCUGACUCGCUCGAUUCCCCAAUGAAACAGUUAGACCUGGAUGGCAAACAGUUCGACUCCGCAGCCUUCGAUGCUCGCCUCGCAGACGAAGAGGAUGGCAAGAUCGAGAACUUCCAACCUCGGAAGCAAGCUCCUCAGAGUGCUCAAGAGUUGUUAACAGAGCUUGAAAAUGAGUUCCUGACCCCAUCAGACCAAUUCAGCACGACAUGGUUGAACUCUCUCCAAAAACGAUGGGACGUUCCGACAGAUUAUGCAGACCUUUUCGGACUCGCCCCAACCCAGACACGGACGGUGACUCGGUUCACAAGAGAGGGACUGGAAGGACGAGUAACUGGAUACCAGGAAGUCACGGUCCCUGCUGCAAGCGCAACAGCCAAGAAUUCCACAUCGCUUCUCCGCCGACCUGCCGGCCGUGCCGAAUUUGUCAGAGGUGCUGCUGGUUUCUUCCCAUUCGCUCCCGGGGGCUUAGAUGCUAUUGAAGCCUUGGCAGCAAUGGAAGCCGAUACUCAAGCCACAGAACAAUCGACAAACGGGAAGCAAUCUGGGCUCGAUCGCAUAAUAAACUUUGGCACCGAGGGAGGUCUUCUGACAACACCUCCUGGCUUCGAUAAUGGUAUUGAUUUCGAUGAAUCCAAAUCCAAAGACGCCACUGAGAGCGCCCAAGAGGUCGAAACAGCCCUUCAAGAGGAAAGCGAUCUGAAGGUGGAACAACCUGAAGAAACUGCGGGUGUCGAUAUAGGAGCAGAUGCUGAACUUGAUGAUGUUAGUGACGAAGAAGACAUUGACGCUUUGCUGCCGGUUGAGUUCCCGGCAUUGGAGCCGCGCAGUCAAUUGCUCGCUGGUGUUCACAAACAAAAAGGUAAAGAGUGGGCCCACGUUGUGGACGUGAACAAGGAAAUCCCGAACUUCAACGAGUUGGUUCCAGAUAUGGCCAGAGAGUGGCCCUUCGAGCUUGACACUUUCCAGAAAGAGGCUGUUUACCACCUUGAGAAUGGCGAUUCGGUGUUUGUUGCAGCCCAUACCUCGGCAGGAAAGACAGUUGUGGCCGAAUAUGCAAUCGCCUUGGCUGCUAAACACAUGACCAAAGCGAUUUACACGUCUCCCAUCAAAGCGCUGAGUAACCAGAAAUACCGUGAUUUCAGAACCGAAUUCGACGAUGUCGGUAUCCUGACCGGUGACGUUCAAAUUAAUCCGGAAGCUAGCUGUCUCAUCAUGACCACCGAGAUCUUGCGAAGUAUGCUGUACCGAGGCGCUGAUCUCAUCCGGGAUGUUGAAUUCGUCAUUUUCGACGAGGUGCAUUAUGUGAACGACCUCGAACGAGGAGUGGUAUGGGAAGAAGUCAUCAUUAUGCUUCCAGAGCAUGUCACAUUGAUUCUUCUCUCCGCAACUGUGCCCAAUACCCGAGAGUUCGCAUCUUGGGUGGGCCGCACAAAGAAGAAGGACAUUUAUGUCAUUUCGACGCAUAAGCGACCUGUCCCGCUGGAGCACUACCUCUGGGCCGGAAAGAGCAAGCAUAAGAUCGUCGACGCCAACAAAAGAUUCCUUGAGAGCGGCUGGAAGGAAGCAGAUGAUAUUCUGUCCGGUAAAGAUAAGGCCAAAGCCAAGAAGGAGGCUGAAGCUCAGGCGCAGUCGGCGCAAGCUAGAGCACCGGCCCCUCAGGGCCGGGGACGCGGUCAGCCAGCAAAUAUCAGAGGUGGUCGUGGGGGCCCGCAGCGCGGCGGCUCGCAGCGUGGAGGUCCGCAGCGAGGUCGGGGACAGAGCGGCGGCCAGUAUGCCAACCGAGGAACAGGCAACAUUGCUCGCACAGGACGUGGUGGCGGUCGUACAAGUGCGGCCCAAGAUAAAAACACUUGGGUGCAUCUUGUUUCGCAUCUUCGUCAAGAAGACUUGCUACCGGGAUGUGUCUUCGUUUUUUCUAAGAAGCGAUGCGAGGAGAACGCGGAUUCACUGUCAAACCAAGACUUCAGCAAUGCUAGCGAGAAGAGUUUGACACAUAUGUUCAUUGAGAAGUCACUCACCCGCUUGAAGCCUGAGGACCGCACGCUACCUCAAAUUCUUCGCCUACGCGAGCUACUAAGCAGAGGUAUCGCCGUGCACCAUGGCGGUCUUCUGCCUAUCAUGAAGGAAGUUGUUGAAAUCCUCUUCGCUAGGUCUCUGGUCAAGGUUCUGUUCGCCACAGAAACAUUCGCGAUGGGCCUGAAUCUGCCCACCCGAACUGUGGUAUUUUCCGGGUUCCGUAAGCACGAUGGCAAAAGCUUCCGUGAUCUCCUACCCGGCGAAUAUACGCAAAUGGCCGGACGUGCUGGUCGUAGAGGUCUUGACACGGUGGGAUACGUUAUUGUGACCAACAGCGGAAAAGAUGAAGCCCCAUCUGCUGCCUCGCUGAAACAGAUGAUUCUUGGAGAUCCCACAAAGCUUAGGUCUCAAUUCCGCCUCACAUACAACAUGAUACUGAAUCUAUUGCGCGUGGAAGCCCUAAAGAUUGAGGAAAUGAUCAAGCGGAGUUUUAGUGAAAAUGCAACACAAGCUCUCUUACCGGAACACGAGAAGCAAGUACAGGUAUCUGAGGCAAGUCUUGAGAAAAUCAAACGGGCACCCUGUGAGAUCUGUGAUCUGGAUUUGCUGGCCUGUCAUAACGCCGCUAUGGAGUAUCGAAAACUCACAGCUGAGUUCCACACAGGACUGCUAUCAUCGCCUGUCGGCAAGCGUCUUUUCACAAUGAAGAGGCUGGUUGUGUACCGCAAGGAGGGGCUCCGUACUGCUGGUGUUAUUAUUCGCGAUGGAGUUUCCGCGGGAGUUGUCGGGGCAGUGCCCUGUAUCCAAGUCCUUGAGAUCGGAACAUUGAGUAGCAAACGACACCCCACCGACAUUCUUCCAUUCUUGCCUCUGUUCCGACCCUACUUCCAAUCGCUUCCAACUCACGCCGGUGACAUGAGCCUCCGCGUAUGCAAGAUCCCAUUAUCCGAUCUCGAGUGCGUAACAAACACUCUGGUUAAGAUCACGAAACCAAUGUGGUAUUUGAACAUUAGGAAAGAGUCCUCCAAGUGGGCAGAAACGGAACUGCGCCAGAUUACCAGCUCUUGGAUCGAUACUGCCUGGGACGAAAUCGACUGGCAGCGUAUCAAAGAGAUGGACAUCCGCGAUAUCCUCGACAAACGACAGGCUCAGGCAGAGAUUGCUCAGUCAUGUCACUGUCUACAAUGCCCUGAUUUCGUGAACCACUUUGAGAUGCAACACGACGAGUGGCAAGUCAAAGAAAACAUCUCGGAGCUGAAGCAACUGAUGUCCGACCAAAACCUUCAACUACUUCCGGAUUAUGAACAGCGAAUUCACGUGCUGAGGGAGCUCGGCUUUGUUGACGAACACUCCCGUGUACAACUAAAGGGCAAGGUGGCAUGCGAGAUUCAUUCCGCCGAUGAGCUGGUAUUGACCGAAUUGGUUCUCGAGAACGUUCUUGCUGAAUAUGAACCAGAGGAGAUUGUUGCACUUCUCUCUGCAUUUGUCUUCCAGGAGAAGACGGAAAGCACGCCUACCCUCACUCCUCGGCUGGAGAAGGGCCAGAAGGAGAUCAUUCGUAUCGCCGAGAAAGUGAAUGAUUUCCAGAUCCUGCAUCAAGUCAUCCAGUCUAGUGAAGAUUCCAAUGACUUCGCCAGCAAGCCACGCUUUGGUCUCGCUGAAGUUGUCUAUGAGUGGGCCAAGGGCAUGUCUUUCAAUCGCAUUACAGACCUCACAGACGUGAUGGAAGGUACUAUCGUUCGGGUGAUCACACGACUGGACGAGACUUGUCGCGAAGUGAAGAAUGCGGCCAAAUUGGUCGGCGACCCAACUCUUUACACUAAGAUGCAGCAAGCUCAGGAGUUGAUCAAGCGAGAUGUCAUCUUCGCGGCCUCUCUUUACAUGUAA
Messenger RNA from Penicillium griseofulvum, 3906 nucleotides. Its product is annotated as SKI complex RNA helicase subunit SKI2. Gene Ontology annotation, cellular component: Ski complex. Gene Ontology annotation, biological process: nuclear-transcribed mRNA catabolic process, 3'-5' exonucleolytic nonsense-mediated decay. NCBI's taxonomy places the organism in Eukaryota, Fungi, Ascomycota, Eurotiomycetes, Eurotiales, Aspergillaceae. Gene Ontology annotation, molecular function: RNA binding; RNA helicase activity; ATP binding. The record is from RefSeq and is a predicted model, not a curated record. The transcript is spliced from 5 exons. Bases 1 to 3906 code for a protein of 1301 amino acids.